Dibothriocephalus latus is the source of this 201-nucleotide messenger RNA. The record is from the annotation of a GenBank genome assembly. Lineage: Eukaryota; Metazoa; Platyhelminthes; Cestoda; Diphyllobothriidea; Diphyllobothriidae.
AUGCUCACCUUCCCCGUAAUUGCAGGUAUUCCAAUCAGAACCACAAUGGAAAACAGUCUCGCUGUGCAUCACUGUGCCCUCAUACAGAACCUGAUGAUCAAAGCGCGGGCAGCUGUCCGCGACCUAGAUCCGACCAAUGAUCUCACAUUUCUACGUCUACGGAGUAAGAAGAAUGAAAUUAUGGUAGCACCGCGUGAGUGA